CAGCCUCUCAUAGCUACAUCACACCCUCUUACAGGUCCUCACACUUUUCAAGGACGCCUGAACAACAGAGGAGGAAACUCUUAACUGCGAUCGGAAGGGUUUUGUUUGUUGCAAAAUCCGUAGACUCACUAUUUAAGUUUUGUUCUGUCAUCAUACAAAGAGCCAGCAUGUCGAUGGGAAUGGAGAUUGUGGGCAUUGCCCUUGGAGUCCUUGGAUUUAUCAUUGCAAUAGUGACAUGCGCCCUGCCAAUGUGGAGGGUGACGGCCUUCAUCGGCGCCAACAUCAUCACAGCUCAGACCAUCUGGGAGGGUUUAUGGAUGAACUGUGUCACCCAGAGCACGGGCCAGAUGCAGUGCAAGGUCUACGACUCGUUGCUGGCCUUGCCUCAGGAGCUGCAGGCCUCCAGAGCGAUGACCAUCGUCUCUAUCAUACUUGGGGUGCUGGGGGUCUUGAUCUCCAUCGUCGGCGCCAAGUGCACCAACUGCAUCGAUGACGAGCCAUCCAAGGCCAAAGUGAUGAUCAUCGCUGGAAUCUUCUUCGUCCUCGCCGGCCUUUUGGUCCUCAUCCCCGUCUCCUGGACCGCCAGCGUUGUCGUCCAGGAUUUCUACAACCCCCUCCUGACCGACGCGCAGAGGAGGGAGAUGGGGGCAUCGCUCUACAUCGGCUGGGGAGCGGCAGCCCUGCUCCUGAUUGGUGGGGCGAUGCUGUGCAGCACCUGCCCUCCAAAAGAGAAGCAGUACAAGCCACCCCGGAUGGCCUACACCGCCCCACGCAGCACCAGUGCAGGUGGAGGGUACGACAGGAAAGACUAUGUUUGAACAGCUCUGGAGUGUCUGUCGAAAAAAAAAAAAGUUUGUUGAAUGAGUGUUUUUGUGCCUGUUAUUUUUUGCUGUCUGAAACCACAGGGUAAACCCCACAAAAAGACUCCGAGAUGAAGAUGAGUGUACAAAUAUUGAUCUUUCUGCUUUGCUUUUGGUUGACAUGUUCAUUUACAUAAUUUUAACGCCUUUGCUCUGCUUUAAUCCAGCAGGUGUGUCUUGUUAAACUUGUUCCCCCUGAGUACAUGUUGUUUUUAUACUAAACUUUAUGUGGCAUUAUGUGAAUUGGAAAACACCUGCUACUUGUUUGUGUGUGACGCUCUAUCAUUAGUUGUUGGCCGGCUGGUGUCGUGUUUCACUGAAACUUGCAGUUAAAAUGCUUCGUGUCAUUUCACUGACAAUGACAAAGAAGAGCCAGCUCUCAUUUUACAUGGAUUUGGUCGUGUGAUUGUUCAUUGUGUGAGUGUUAGCGUGCGUUCGUGCGUAUUUUGCAUGUAAUAUUUGCUUAGGAGAGUUUCUGCUGAGACUGAAACUAAAGAUGGCUCCAUGAUAUGGCCCCAGGUAACAACUUUAUCUUCGUCCUCACAGUUUCACUGUUUGAGGACAUAGAAUAGACUGUUUAGACUUUUUAUGUGUCCAUAUGUGUGUUUAUUUUAUAUUUCUGUAAUAAAAAUGUAUUUGUAAUGUAUUUUAACAACACAUAUUCCACCGUGUGUCUGUGUUUCAAAUAGAUUUGUAUCUUUUAUAUCUAUCAUGAGCAACAACCUGUACGGUCCUCUGUAUGUCAAACAAAGAGCCAACGGACCUUUGUAGUGUGUGUGUGUGUGUGUGUGUGUGUGUGUGUGUGUGUGUGUGUGUGUGUGUGUGUGUGUGUGUGUGUGUGUGUGUGUGUGUGUGUUUGUGAGACACCCUGAGGGAACAUGACUACAGCUGUUGUAGGAUGUUUGUUUGCAGAUCAGCAGGAUGUGGUUUGUGUGUAGAAAAGAAAUAUUUCAUUAAUUCAUCUCCAUCUCUUUGAAAAGAAGAUUUUGUGCUCUAAGUUCAAUAUAAUUUGGUGUUAGUCAAACAUUGUUAAAAGAGCUGAUCUAUAAAAUAAAUAAAAUAAAAUAAUUUGUUAAAUGUUU
Molecule: messenger RNA, 1942 nt
Organism: Siniperca chuatsi (mandarin fish)
Lineage: Eukaryota; Metazoa; Chordata; Actinopteri; Centrarchiformes; Sinipercidae
Product: claudin-3-like
Exons: 1
Coding region: 168-818 (216 amino acids)
Biological process (GO): cell adhesion; bicellular tight junction assembly
Cellular component (GO): plasma membrane; bicellular tight junction
Molecular function (GO): structural molecule activity
Source: RefSeq, a predicted model, not a curated record